Messenger RNA from Morus notabilis, 1738 nucleotides. Its product is annotated as alanine--glyoxylate aminotransferase 2 homolog 2, mitochondrial. Bases 174 to 1613 code for a protein of 479 amino acids. NCBI's taxonomy places the organism in Eukaryota, Viridiplantae, Streptophyta, Magnoliopsida, Rosales, Moraceae. Gene Ontology annotation, cellular component: mitochondrion. The record is from RefSeq and is a predicted model, not a curated record. Gene Ontology annotation, molecular function: transaminase activity; pyridoxal phosphate binding. The transcript has 9 exons.
CAUUUCCUCACGCGCUGCCACGCGCCUCAAUGCCUUUAUAGAAUUCACUCACCGAAGCAGAACCAAGUCCUGCAAUUUCGGAGUCAAGUAAUAAAACGUAAAGACGCUGAACGAUUUUCCCAGGAAACAAACAGUCUGAGAUUUUCUCGGGAACCAAACAGGCGAGAGAAAAAAUGCAGAGAUUCUUGGCGAGGAGUGUUUUUUCGGAAAGAGAGUUUCCGCGAUGGAAACGAUGCUUUUCCUCUCUCGCAGAAGCUCAGAAGGAAGCCUACAAUGGCGUCGACGUCGCCGAUGUUCCUAAAAUCCCUCCUUUCGAUUUCUCUCCUCCGCCGUACGAUGGUCCCACCGCCGACGAGAUCCUCGCCAAGCGCAAGGAGUUUCUCAGCCCUUCCAUGUUCUACUUCUACAAGAAACCCUUGAACGUGGUGGCUGGGAAGAGGCAAUACUUGUUCGACGAGAAGGGAAGGAGAUAUUUGGACGCUUUUGGGGGGAUUGCUACGGUGAGCUGCGGCCACUGCCAUCCCGAUGUGGUCGACGCCAUUGUCUCUCAAACCAACCGUCUCCAGCACUCCACCAUCCUCUACCUCAACCGCGCCAUCGCCGACUUCGCCGAGGCCCUCGCCUCCAAGUUGCCCGGAAAUCUCAAGGUGGUGUUUUUCACGAAUUCUGGGACGGAAGCAAACGAGUUGGCGAUGAUGAUAGCGAGGCUCUACACUGGUUGCCAUGACAUAAUAUCGUUAAGAAAUGCUUAUCAUGGUAACGCAGCUGGGACUAUGGGGGCCACUGCACAGUGCAACUGGAAAUUCAAUGUCGUACAGAGUGGAGUUCAUCAUGCUUUAAACCCGGACCCAUAUAGGGGUGUUUUCGGUUCAGAUGGAGAGAAGUAUGCAAGAGACGUCCAGGAUCUUAUCGAGUUUGGAACUUCUGGACAUGUUGCUGCUUUUAUGUCUGAAGCUAUCCAGGGAGUAGGGGGAAUUGUGGAGUUGGCCCCGUGUUACUUGCCCGCUGUUUACAGUAGCAUAAAGAAAGCAGGCGGCCUUUGCAUCGCUGAUGAGGUCCAGUCUGGGUUUGCUCGCACUGGGAGCCACUUUUGGGGAUUUGAGAUCCAAGGUGUUGUGCCUGAUAUAGUGACAAUGGCAAAGGGGAUUGGAAAUGGCAUUCCCCUCGGUGCUCUGGUGACGACUCCUGAGAUUGGUGAGGUCCUGACUCGUCGCAGUUACUUCAACACCUUUGGUGGAAACCCUGUAUGCACAGCUGCAGGAUUAGCUGUUUUGAAGGUGAUUGAGAAAGAAAAGCUUCAGGAGAAUGCCUUUGUUGUGGGGUCCCAUCUCAAGGAGAGACUCACCGCAUUGAAGAACAAAUAUGAACUUAUUGGGGACGUGAGGGGAAGAGGACUCAUGCUCGGUGUUGAACUAGUCACCGAUCGUCAAUUGAAGACACCUGCAAAGGCUGAAACCUUACAUGUAAUGGAUCAAAUGAAAGAUUUAGGGGUGCUGAUAGGUAAAGGUGGAUAUUAUGGAAAUGUUUUUAGGAUUACACCUCCUCUCUGCUUCACCAAGGACGAUGCAGAUUUCCUCGUGGACGUCAUGGAUUACACAUUGGGGAAGAUUUGAAGAAGCCCACAAAAUAAGUGUCUAUGUAAAUGUCUAAUUUAUUAGGCACAAAUAGAUCUAAGUAGUACCUUUGUAUGAUGAAAGGUCUCUUGUAUGGGUGAAAUAUAAUCUACAUGGUUUGUGCA